Talpa occidentalis (Iberian mole) is the source of this 1599-nucleotide messenger RNA. RefSeq names its product rab GTPase-binding effector protein 1-like. The record is from RefSeq and is a predicted model, not a curated record. Gene Ontology annotation, biological process: Golgi to plasma membrane transport; endocytosis. Lineage: Eukaryota; Metazoa; Chordata; Mammalia; Eulipotyphla; Talpidae. Gene Ontology annotation, molecular function: GTPase activator activity; growth factor activity. Gene Ontology annotation, cellular component: endocytic vesicle; endosome.
ACAGUUUGCCAUCUCUUGGAGCAAGAGCGACAGCAACACAACCAGUUAAAACACACAUGGCAGAAGGCCAAUGACCAAUUUUUGGAAUCUCAACGUUUGCUAAUGAGGGACAUGCAGCGAAUGGAGAUUGUACUAACUUCAGAACAACUCCGACAAGUUGAAGAACUGAAGAAGAAAGAUCAGGAGGAAGAUGAACAGCAAAGACUUAGUAAGAGAAAGGAUCACAAAAAACUGGAUGUUGAGGAAGAAGUGAAAAUACCAGUAGUCUGUGCUUUAACUCAUGAAGAAUCUUUAGCCCAGUUGUCAAAUGAAGAGGAACAUUUAGAUAGUACCCAUGGUUCAGUCCAUUCCUUAGAUGCAGACUUACUGUUGCCAUCUGGAGACCCAUUCAGUAAAUCGGACAAUGACAUGUUCAAAGAUGGACUCAGGAGAGCACAGUCUACAGACAGCUUGGGAACCUCAGGCUCACUGCAAUCUAAAGCUUUAGGCUAUAACUACAAAGCAAAAUCUGCUGGAAACCUGGACGAAUCAGAUUUUGGACCAUUGGUUGGAGCAGAUUCGGUGUCUGAGAACUUUGAUACUGCCUCCCUUGGGUCACUGCAAAUGCCAAGUGGGUUUAUGUUAACCAAAGAUCAGGAAAGAGCAAUCAAGGCGAUGACACCAGAACAAGAAGAGACGGCGUCCCUCCUCUCCAGUGUUACACAGGGUAUGGAAAGUGCUUACAUCCCCAGUGGUUACCGCUUAGUCAGUGAGACAGAAUGGAAUCUCCUACAAAAAGAGGUACAUAAUGCUGGAAAUAAACUUGGUAGACGUUGUGAUAUGUGUUCCAAUUAUGAAAAACAGUUACAAGGUAUUCAAAUUCAGGAGGCUGAAACAAGAGAUCAGGUGAAAAAACUGCAGGUGAUGCUAAGGCAAGCAAAUGACCAGUUAGAGAAGACAAUGAAAGAUAAACAGGAACUGGAAGACUUUAUAAAGCAGAGCACUGAAGAUUCAAGUCAUCAGAUCUCUACACUUGCCCUAAGAGCCCAAGCAUCUGAGAUCUUACUUGACGAGUUACAACAGAGCUUUUCCCAGGCAAAGAGGGACGUUCAGAAACAGAUGGCAGUGCUGAUGCAGUCACGGGAACAGGUUUCAGAAGAGCUGGUGAGGUUACAAAAAGAUAAUGACAGUCUUCAGGGAAAGCAUAGCUUGCAUGUUUCCUUACAGCAAGCAGAAGACUUCAUUCUCCCGGAAACAAUAGAGGCACUUCGGGAGUUGGUAUUAAAAUACCGCGAGAACAUCAUUCAUGUGCGGACAGCAGCAGACCACAUGGAAGAAAAGCUGAAGGCUGAAACUUUUCUAAAAGAGCAAAUUCAGGCAGAACAGUGUUUAAAAGAAAACCUUGAAGAAACUCUGCAGCUGGAAAUAGAAAACUGCAAGGAAGAAAUAGCCUCCAUUUCUAGCCUAAAAGCUGAAUUAGAAAGAAUAAAGGUAGAAAAAGGACUGUUGGAGUCCACAUUAAGAGAGAAGUUCUCAACAGCUUGACAGUCUUCAAGAUAUAAAAUCACUUUGGAGGAACAGUUAAAGAAAGAGACUGCUGCUAAGGUGAUAUUUUUGUUG